Molecule: messenger RNA, 1570 nt
Organism: Haliotis rufescens (red abalone)
Lineage: Eukaryota; Metazoa; Mollusca; Gastropoda; Lepetellida; Haliotidae
Exons: 8
Coding region: 32-1330 (432 amino acids)
Source: RefSeq, a predicted model, not a curated record
CCUAAGUGGGUUGACGGUCAUUUUAACAGUUAUGCACAAGCAAAGCCGAAGAAAAGACGAUGAACUCAUGUCAACAAAAAUGAAGAACUGUUUUGUGAAGUUCUUUGUUGUUGGGAAGGUAACUGGGCCCAAUCGGUGGGAAGUUAUCGUAGGAUGCCUAGAACCAAAUGAAAUUUAUCUUUGUCUAGACGAUUGGAAAAGUAAAUCAUUCGUCACUCUGGCUGUGAGUGGGCAGUUUGCUUCGCAGGAGAGGCAAAGCUAUCGUUUUCAGGUAAAGGGACUGUUAAAGUUUCCUGAAGAAUAUAAUGACCAUCUUGAACUGUUGCCAGGAGAAACAAGUUAUCAGAGCAUUCUUGUUGAAGUAUCACAAUCCAUCGAUGCAGCACCAUUAGGGCGCAUUAACAUUUAUGCAGAAGGCGAUCAGAUGUCGCGUCUUGUGACGGAGCUACCUCUUCCGUUGACAGCAGGCAUGGAGGCGUCUCUCAGGAUUGAAGCUGCUUCGCAUCAAGAAAAUAACACUGAGCAAGUUGUCAGCAGCUUCUUUGGCGGCGUGGUUAAGGAAAUGUCACUUGACAACUCGUUAUUUGAACAACUUGGUUUAAGUGACGCAGAGAUGAAACGCAUAAGGGAUGACACAGCUGCUACUGAUACAGAAUACAGAAUGUUUGUGAUGUUGUACCAAUGUUGUGAAAGACAAAGAGAUAAGGCAGCCUUUAUAAGGAAGUUCCUCAUCGCCCUCGCUAAUGUCCAACAGAAUAACGCCAAACGCUGCCUUGUUGAGAGCAUCAAGCGCUGGUUAGCUGUUUCUACACCUGAUGAAGAUGAUGGAAUAUUUGCACAGGAGCUCUCCGCUAUUGUAAACGAUUUCGCAGAACAGGGAUUGAUCACCCUACCUGGUGAUUACAGGAACACAACAUAUGUUGAGACAAGGAACUGUAAAAAGAAGGUUCUCAGAAACAUGAAAGUAAGUUUAGACAUGACAACAAGAGUAGGAGCUCCAAAGACCUUCUUACGACUAUCUUACUCUGAGCCAGAAGAUAAUCCCCACGGACAAGUUGCAAAGAUGAAUGAAGCAUUUUGGGGAGACCUCGUCGAAUGGUGCAUAUCCACUACCACUAUUGGUUUAACAAUAGUCUUCCAUUUACAAGAUGGACCUGGUCGGUAUGCUGAGCUUGUUUUAAAAUAUGCAACAUUCGGACAUACACAGGAGGAGGCGCUGGUUGAAACAUUGUUCAUACCAGAGGAGCAACGCUGGGAAGCAACAUCUCAGAUCAGUGUCGGAUCACGUGGAUGGUUUGUAUUGUGCACCAGGCCGAAGAAACACGGAUAGAAGUACCAGUUGAUGGGUGCACGCUUGUGUACGCACUAGAUGAAAGGGUAAAAAUAGUCAUUCCGAAGAACGCAUUCGAAUGUCCAGGAAGCAUGUGCCUUAAGGCUGUGGACAUUGAAUAUAACGGAAACGACCUUGAGGCCAUAAUAUCGCUGUCACCAUUUUAUGACAUUAGCCACACAUCGGGAGACCAGCCACAAGAAGACAUCACCGUGACUCUACCUCUUCCGGAAAAGUAUA